Messenger RNA from Pyrus x bretschneideri (Chinese white pear), 3270 nucleotides. Its product is annotated as disease resistance protein RPV1. Gene Ontology annotation, biological process: defense response; signal transduction. The record is from RefSeq and is a predicted model, not a curated record. Gene Ontology annotation, molecular function: ADP binding. The transcript has 4 exons. Lineage: Eukaryota; Viridiplantae; Streptophyta; Magnoliopsida; Rosales; Rosaceae. The coding region runs from base 526 to 3111 and encodes 861 amino acids.
AGAUUAUUUAACAUUUUUAUUUAAAAUUAAACACAAAUAGUACUUGAUAAAAACUUACUACACGAUAUAUGAUGAAUGAUUAAAAUAUAAGAAUUCUUAGAAUUUCCACCAAACAGAACCAGAGAUCAUCAUCCUCUUUCCUUUUCUUCCGUUUGAAUGCACAUCGUUACUGCGCUGAAACUACCUGCACGAUUUCGUCUUUAUAUUUUUUAUGGUUUUUUUUGUUUGUUUGCCCUUUUGAUGAUUUCUUGGAAAGUUGCGUAUAUUUUACUGAAAGAUGCCUUACAGAAAAUGCUUUUGGACAAACUUUUCUUUUAAUUAAUCAUAUUUAAAAGAAAAUUUUAAAGUAGUAGCAGUACCAAUUAUCAAAUAUUUUUUUAAGUAUGUGAAAGUGACUAAACCUUGUCUAUCCAAUUUUUCAAUUUCUCCCUGGAGCCUUUGUAAUUUUGUGCACAUACCUAAUAAGGACUACAAUUUCAAUUUUUCUAUGGUAAACUUUGAUCUAUCUGAUCUAGAGAUAGAGUGAUGGAGUUGAUUGUGUUCAUUCAAGUUUUCAACAUCAUCGUCAUCGCCGUCGGGACUCUGUUUUACAUGUGCUGCAGAUCUUUAACAUUUUCUUCUUCGUCUUCGUCUUCUGCGGCUGAUUCUGUUAUAGCUGAUUCUGCUAUAGUUGAUUCUGUUGUAGCUGAUUAUGCUGCUGAUUCUACUAUAGUUGAUCUUGCUGCUGAUUCUGCUGGAGCUGAUUAUGCUACUGAUUCUGCUGUAGCUGAUUCCGUUGGAGCUGAUUCUUCUGUAGUUGAUUAUGCUACUGAUUCUGUUGUAGUUGAUUAUGCUACUGAUUCUGCUGUAGCUGAUUCCGUUGGAGCUGAUUCUGUUGCUGAUUCUAUUGUAGCUGAUUCUGCUGUAGCUGAUUCUGUUGGAGUUGAUUCUUCUUUAGCUGAUGCUGAUAUCCCCCCAAGUCUUGAAAAGUAUGAUGUGUUUAUCAGCUUCAGAGGAAUGGAUACCCGUAAUAUUUUUACCUGCCAUCUUUAUCAAGCCUUAGUUGAGAAGAAAAUUGUAACGUACAUAGAUAACAGACUUCAGAGAGGAGAAGAAAUCGGACCUGCUCUUCUGAAGGCAAUCGAGAAAUCCAAGUUUUGGGUGAUCAUUUUCUCAAAAAACUAUGCUACUUCCGCAUGGUGUUUGGAUGAGCUUGUGCGUAUAAUCGAAUGCAACGAAAAAAGAGGAGGCGAUUUCGUGAUACCCAUUUUUUACCACACCAAUCCAUCGGAUGUACGAGAACAACAGGGGAGUUAUGAGACUGCAUUGGCUCAACACCAAAGUAUCGACAAGGUGAAAGAGUGGAAAGAGGCUUUGACGAAGGCAGCCAAUAGAUCUGGGUUUCCUCAUCCAAAAAAUGCUGGGACGGAUGCCGAUUUAGUAAAGAAUGUUGUGAAGGGUAUUUGGACUAAAUUGUGUUGCGAAUCAUCCUGCGAUUUAAAGGGCCUUGUUGGAAUUAAAAGCCGCAUCGAGCAGAUCGAAUUGCUAUUAGGCAUUGAUUCACCAGAUGAUUGCAUCACUGUAGGUAUAUGGGGCAUGGGUGGUAUUGGCAAGACCACCCUUGCUAAAACUAUAUUUCACAAACUCUCUUCGAAAUUCGAAGGUUCUUGUUUUCUUAGAGAUGUGACGGAGAGAGAACAAAAAGAAGGGCUAGAUCACUUGGAAAAAACACUUCUUAAGGAGAUAUUAAAGGAAGAAGAUCUAUCCAUAGGGUCAACUAUGGUUCGAGAAAGGCUCGGCAAAACAAAGGUCCUCAUUGUUCUAGAUGAUGUGAGUGAUUCAAAGCAAAUAGAACGUUUAGUUGGAAAUAGUCUUCAGUUUGGUAUUGGAAGUAGAAUCAUUAUCACAAGUAGAGAUAAGAGGACACUUAGGCAAACUGUUGAAGAGGAACAGAUCUAUGAGGUUAAGGGAUUAAAACUGAAUCACGCUCUUCAGCUCUUCUGUUCCCGUGCUUUCAGGAAUAACAGGCUUCCUAACAAAGAUUAUAAGGGGUUGGUAAAUAAGGCCGUGGAUUAUGCCGGACGUGUUCCUUUGGCUCUUAUAGAUCUGGGGUCCUCCUUCUCCAAUUGCAAGAGCAAACAAGACUGGGAAGAUGCAUUCAACAAAUUGAAAAAAUUUCCUUGUGAAAGUAUCCUAAAGGUGUUGGGAAUAAGUUAUAAUAGAUUGGAAGGAAUUGAGAAGGAGAUAUUUCUGGAUAUUGCAUGUUUUCAUAAAGGGUGGGUUGUGGAUAAGGUAGAACGAGCAUUACAUGUUCGUGGAUUCCUGUUUGGGAGUACCGGAAUUAGAAUUCUCAUUGAUAUGUCUCUCAUAUCAAUUGAUUCAAAAUGGAAAUGGGAACCAAUUGAGAUGCAAACAAUUGAGAUGCAAACAAUUGAGGUGCAAACAAUUGAGAUGCAUGAUUCGCUACAAGAAAUGGGAAGGGCAAUUGUUCAGAAACAAUAUUUUGAUUGUCCUGGUAAACGGAGUAGGUUGUUUACACAUGAGGAUGUCUAUGAUGUGUUGGAUGAUAACAAUGAAACUAGAGAUGUUAAAGCCAUAUUCGUUAAUUGGUCAAAGAUUCAGAAGAUUCAAGAGCUUCCAUUGGAACGUGCUGACUUCAAAGUAAUGUCUAAGCUACUAAUGCUAAUUGGGAAUAGUUUUCAAACGUAUGACUUGAAAUUCACUGCUUCUUUAGAUCUUCCCGAUUCUCUUCGUUAUCUUUACUGGUGGGGAUAUCCACUGGAAUCUUUGCCGUCAAACUUUUCUCCAAAAAGACUAGUUGAGCUUCAUAUGCCAUUUAGCAAAGUUGAGAAGCUUUGGACAGAAGAUCAGAGACUUGUGAACUUGAAAGUGAUCGAUUUGUGUUUCUCUUCAAAUCUAACUCAAGUUCCAAAUAUCUCUUCGAGUACAAAAAUUGUGGACAUAAAUCUCCAUGGUUGUGUAAGUUUGGUUGAAAUUACUUGGUCUUUUCAACAUCUCGACAAACUUACUCGUCUUGAUCUUGGAUGCUGCACCUGUCUCAAGGAUCUUCCAGUGAUGCCAGCAAAUAUUGAAUGCUUGAAUUUACGGGGUUGUGUUCGACUUGGAUUUUAGAAAAUUUAACAAGUGAUUCUCUGAAUCAGAAUAUUAAUGAAUUUAUAAUAUUUCAAGUGUGCUUAAUUAGAAAUUGAUUUUAAGGGAUUUAAAAAAGUUAUUGAAUUCGAGGAAAUUUGAGAAAUUUAUAGUGUAUUUUAAACAUUCUUAAAUUUCACA